Eruca vesicaria subsp. sativa (arugula) is the source of this 1146-nucleotide messenger RNA. The record is from the annotation of a GenBank genome assembly. Lineage: Eukaryota; Viridiplantae; Streptophyta; Magnoliopsida; Brassicales; Brassicaceae.
AUGGUGACGGAGGAAGAGGUCAAAGAUACAUCAGCUUCUACUUUAAAACCUACAAACCAAUGUAGUACUCUUUUACCAAUUCGGGUGCUUCAGGUUUUCUUGAUGCUCCUUGUUAUGGCUCUUGGAAUCUCUGUCGUUAGCAUGCACAUGAUCAAGUACUUGAAGCUUCAAACUCUUGCUCCAACCACAUUGAUCCCUACGAGUGAUGAAAUAGCUUCACUGGAGAGCUUUAUCAAGCCUCCGUCGAGUGUUUGGCACUCCAUGAAUGACAGCGAGCUUCUUUGGCGAGCAUCCAUAGAGCCACGGAGAUAUGAGUAUCCCUUUAAAAGGGUUCCUAAAAUGGCAUUCAUGUUUCUCACCAAAGGCCCACUACCAUUUGCUCCACUUUGGGAAAGGUUCUUCAAAGGGCAUGAAGGGUUUUACUCAAUAUAUGUUCAUACAUUGCCAGAUUAUAAACCGGAUUUUCCAAACUCAUCUGUGUUUUACAGAAGACAGAUUCCAAGUCAGGAUGUGGCUUGGGGAGAGAUGAGUAUGUGUGAAGCUGAAAGAAGGCUUUUAGCUAACGCGUUGCUCGAUAUCUCUAAUGAAUGGUUUGUUCUGCUCUCUGAAGCUUGCAUUCCUCUUCGAAGUUUCGACUUCAUCUACAACUAUGUCUCCAGAUCAAGAUAUAGUUUCAUGGGUUCUGCUGAUGAGGACGGGCCUUACGGGAGAGGCAGAUACAGCUAUGCAAUGGGACCAGAAGUCCAGCUAAGCCAGUGGAGAAAAGGGUCUCAGUGGUUUGAAAUCAACAGAGAACUUGCUCUUUACAUUGUUGAAGACAUCAUUUACUAUAACAAAUUCAAAGAGUUUUGUAGACCUCCUUGUUAUGUGGAUGAACAUUACUUCCCAACAAUGCUAUCUAUUCAGUAUUCUCAUCUGCUGGCUAAGAGGACAUUAACUUGGACAGAUUGGUCAAAAGGUGGUUCUCAUCCAACUACUUUUGGAAAGUCUGUUAUAACAGAGAUGUUUCUCAAGAUGAUUUCUGAAGCUCAAUCCUGUUUAUACAAUGAUCAGCCAUCUCAAGUAUGUUAUCUCUUUGCAAGAAAGUUUUCUCCAAGUGCAUUGGAGCCAUUACUCAAACUUUCACCAAAGGUUCUUGGGUUCUAA